UUGUCAUGGUUAAAAUAUGGAAAAAUCUUGAAACAUGGUGGCAAGAAAACUAUUGCAUACAACUUACAGUUGUGUAUAUCCUACUUAUUGAAUAGUUAUCCUGUACAAGGAGUGGUUUAUCUUUUAAUAUAUCACCCACUUUUUUUAUUAAUGAUGUGGAGCUAUUUUAAAGCUACUUUUAUGUCCCCUGGAUAUUCAACUGAUACUAGAUUAGCUUCGGUAGAUUCAUCAACAACGACGUAUAUACCACUCGAUCAGCGUCGCUCAAAUUCAGGAGAAACAACAAGCAGUAAUGUGCCCGAAUCAAGUAAUGUACCUUCUAAUCAAGGCCAACAAGGUGGAACUCAACAACGAAAGAAAGAUAAUAUUUUAGUUGUGAUAGAUGAAAAUGGUAGUCCCAUAUCACGUGGAUCCAUUAUGGUAAAACAAAGUGGGGAAAAACGGUUUUGUCAAAAAUGUAAUUUUGAUAAACCUGAUAGAGCUCAUCAUUGUAGAGUUUGUAAAGAGUAUGUAUUAUUCUAUAUGUAUUUUAAAGAUGGACCAGUAAGGCAUCGUAAUCAAAAACCUUUUUAUUUAUUUCUUUUAUGGGCCACAUUAUAUUCAUUUUUCAUUUCGACAUCUACACUAAUUCCAAUAAUUAAAUAUGCAGAAUCAACAGAAGAGCCAGUAAUAGAGAUUGAUUUAAAUUGGACAUUUUUAAUAUUACUUGGGGGAGUAUUUUUUUUAUGUUUGAUAGGGUUCACAAUAUUUCAUACUGGUCUAAUUUUAUCAAAUCAAACUACUUUAGAAAGUUUACAAAAACAUAAUUAUAAAGUGAGAGAAAAUGGGGAUGUUACAACAAGUAAAUAUUUGAAUUUAUUUGAUAUUGGUAGAAAGAAUAAUUGGAUUCAAGUUAUGGGUCCAAAAUGGUACUUUUGGUUUAUUCCUAUUGGGGAUCCAUUUAAUGAUGGAAAGUCUUGGCCAUUAAAUUCUUACAGAUAUAGUACUUUAUGUGAUUCCGUAGAAAAUUUAAAUAAUCCUGCUCAAAUAUUAAUCCAUUUUCGCAUACGAAUGGGUGAAAAUAGGUUGCAAUACAAGUUACUUCAUAAAAUGUCUGAACAGAAACUCGAAUUAUCCAAACCACAAAGUUCUCUUGAUAAAGAAAAAGUUUCACAACUAAAUCAGGAAACGGAAGAAAUACUUCAUGAUCUUGAUAAACCUGACAAGAAAGUUAAUAAAUUGACUGAACAAAAAUUAGAACAUUUAAAACGAUUCAUCGAUGAGAUAAAGGCAGAAACACAAUUAGUUUGUGAUGAAAAAUUUCAAAAAUCUCGAACAAAAGAGAAUAAAAGAAAAGAAGAACCUCAGCCCAGGUCUGUACCAACUUUGUUAGUUGAUUUGAGAAAACCUUUUAAUAAAUGGGAUGUCAUAAAUAAUCCUCGGAGACAAGAAUUUAAUUCAGAAAUCAAUUCUACUUAUAAAUCAAUGUGGAGUGUCAUCGAUAAAAUCAAAUGA
Molecule: messenger RNA, 1494 nt
Organism: Funneliformis caledonium
Lineage: Eukaryota; Fungi; Glomeromycota; Glomeromycetes; Glomerales; Glomeraceae
Source: the annotation of a GenBank genome assembly